CGGGAACCCUCGGCGGGAGCUCCGGGAUUGCCACCGGCCCCCCCGAUUGCCACCGCCCCCCCCGUGCCAGCCGGUGCGUGUUUACUUGGCAAAGGAGGUGGAAAUGUGCUGACGGCGUCCGCCGGAGCGAGGGGCUCCGCUGGGAACGGCUCCGAGCCCCGGCCGGAGCGGCGGGAGGCUCUGGGAGGGCAGCAGGGACCCCCGGCUCCAGGCACGGCUCUCGCCUUCCCGAGGGGAGCCGCCGGGAGACGGGGCUCCGCCAGCCGUGCCACCGUGCCCGCCGUGCCAGCCGCCCGUCCCUGCGGCUCCCGAGGAAAGGGUCCCUGGAUGCCACGGUGCAGGAUGGGCACCACGGCCGUGCUGCUGGCCCUGCUCCCCACAGCCUCUGCACAGCCCACGCCGCCCCCAGGCUGUGGCCAUGACCUUUCCUCCCUCUACUACAACCUCUGUGACCUCUCGGCGGGCUGGGGCAUCGGGGUGGAAGCAGUGGCCAGCCUCGGCGUGGUGACCACCUUUGUGCUCACCAUUGUCCUGGUGGCCAGCCUGCCCUUCGUGCAGGACCGCCGGAAGAAGAGCCUGGUGGCCACACAGGUCUUCUUCCUUCUGGGCACCUUCGGGCUCUUCUGCCUGACCUUCGACUUCAUCGUGGGGCCGGAUUUCUCCACCUGCACCUCCCGCCGCUUCCUCUUCGGCGUCCUCUUUGCCAUCUGCUUCUCCUGCCUGCUGGCCCACGCCGUGGCCCUCAACUUCCUGGCGCGGCGCAACCGGGCCCCGCGGGGCUGGGUGACGCUGGCGGUGGCCCUGUCCCUCGCCUCGGUCGAGGCCAUCAUCAACACCGAGUGGCUCGUCAUCACGGUGGCGCGGCGCGAGGGCGGCCCCGCGGACCCCUGCCAGCUGGCGGACGCUGACUUCGUCAUGGCCCUCAUCUACGUCAUGGCCCUGCUGGCGGCCGCCUUCGGCGCGGCCUGGCCCACCCUGUGCGGCCGCUACGGCCGCUGGCGCAAGCACGGCGCCUUCAUCCUGGCCACCACCGGCCUCUCUGUGGCCAUCUGGCUGGCGUGGAGCGUCAUGUACCUGUACGGGAACCAGCGUGCCGGCCACAAGCCCGGCUGGGAUGACCCCACGCUGGCCAUUGCGCUGGUCUGUAACGCCAGCGCCUUCCUGCUGCUCUACGCCAUCCCCGAGGUGACGCACGUGACGCGGCGCAGCCCCGAGCAGGCCUUUGAGGACGACGGCUACCCCACACGGGGGGUGGGCUACGAGACCAUCCUCAAGGAGCAGAAGUCGCAGAGCAUGUUCGUGGAGAACAAGGCCUUCUCCAUGGAUGAGCCAUCCUUUGCCAAGAAGCCGGUGUCCCCAUACAGUGGCUACAACGGGCAGCUGCUGACCAGCGUCUACCAGCCCACCGAGAUGGCUCUGAUGCACAAGGGGAUGAGCGAAGGUCCCUAUGACGUGAUCCUGCCCCGCGCCUCCACCAGCCCCAUGCCCGGCAGCGCCAGCUCCACGCUCCGAGCCGAGGACGCCUUCGCGGCGCAGGCCCGGCACUCCAGCAUCCCGAGGGACACCCGGAGCUGCCAGGUGCAGUCCCCGUACAGCAGGAACCGGUGGUGAAGCCCCCGAGGCACAGCUCCCGCAGCGCCGGCACCGCCGCGGCCCCUCCGUCCCACUGCCAGGGCUCGCCGAGCCUCGUCCCUCCCUGACUGAGUGUGAAUGCCACCCUGGCUGGCAGCCAGAGCUGCUUCCUGCCCCUGGGACGCCUGCACACGGUCCCAGAGCCAGCGCUCCCACCUGCCCGUCCCACCUGGCCACGGAGCCCCUCAUCCCUGCCUCAAGGACUGGCUCCCGUGAGGACACCCCCGUCUGUCGCCUCUGCCCUCGUGAUGCACAGACCUCCCACCUCCCCCAGGCCAUGGACCCUCCAGAGCUGGGGAGCCCGUGGGACCCCACCCAGGGCACCCCCAGCACCGAGCCCCUGGCCCCGCACUGACCCCCCCAGCCCUGGGGACCCCGAGCUGAGCUGGCCCCAUCGCACCGCAGGGCACAAGGGGACACCAAGCUGUCCCCAGCUCUGCCUCCUCUUGUGCCUCUGUUUCUCCGUUGCUGGGGGAGGGGGAUCAGUGCCUUGCUGGGGCUGGGGACCGGCCCCCCACAGCUCUGGCCGCCUUCUCGGUGCCUUUCCCCGCCUCGGGGCUCCCCCUGCACGGAGUGGGGAGGGAGCUGGGCCCCUCGCCCUCCUUGCGGCUUUGUCAAGUUUCCUUUUCAUUUUUUUCAGGUCGCCCCAAUAAAGGUGG
Messenger RNA from Onychostruthus taczanowskii (white-rumped snowfinch), 2291 nucleotides. It is a transcript of the gene GPRC5C, whose product is annotated as G protein-coupled receptor class C group 5 member C. Bases 328 to 1611 code for a protein of 427 amino acids. Lineage: Eukaryota; Metazoa; Chordata; Aves; Passeriformes; Passeridae. Gene Ontology annotation, cellular component: intracellular membrane-bounded organelle; plasma membrane; signaling receptor complex. Gene Ontology annotation, molecular function: protein kinase activator activity; G protein-coupled receptor activity. The transcript has 5 exons. The record is from RefSeq and is a predicted model, not a curated record. Gene Ontology annotation, biological process: G protein-coupled receptor signaling pathway.